CCUUCCCUGGGUCUCAGGGUCAGUCUGUAAAGUGAGGGAGGACUGGACAGGGUCCACGGUCCCUUCCAGGUCACCAGGCCGCUCGUGCGUGCUUGGCAGAGAGGGGCUGGGAACCGCAAGCAAGCGUCGCCCUACCGUCGGGCGCGCCUCACGAGUUCCUUCGGCGCUAUCGACCCCGGGGAUUGAGGUCAUUUACGGUCCAGGCAGCUUUACAUAAACACCUUUCCAGCAGCUUCUACUUUGGUGUUAAAGACCGUUCUCAAUAAUGGCCCUUUGUCAUCUCCAGGAACCAGAGACAAUUGUCAUUUCAGCAGCUUGACCCGUGCGCUACAGACACAAUGCUGGAUUUCUUCUCCCAGAAACUUGAUGGGCCAACAGCAUAGAUCCUAUAGUUUCUUCACUAAAUUGACAGCAGAUGAGCUAUGGAAAGGUGCUUUAGCAGAGACUGGUGCUGGAGCAAGAAAAGGAAGAGGCAAGAGGACUAAGAAAAAGAGAAGAAAGGAUUUGAACAGGGGUCAGAUCAUCGGUGAAGGGCAUAGUGGCUUCCUAUGGCCUGGUCUGAAUGUCCCUCUUCUGAGGGAUGGAGCUGUGCAGACCAUUAGCCAAAGAAGCAAAGAAGAGCAGGAGAAGGUAAAAGCUGACAUGGUCCAGCAGAGAGAAGAAUGGGACCGGAAGAGGAAGAUGAAGGUUAAGCGGGAACGAGGCUGGAGUGGAAACUCGUGGGGAGGUGUCAGUCUUGGACCCCCCGACCCUGGUCCCAAUGGAGAAACAUAUGAGGAUUUUGAUACCAGGAUACUUGAGGUAAGAAAUGUUUUCAAUAUGACAGCAAAAGAGGGAAGAAAGAAAUCAGUCCGUGUCCUGGUCGCCGUGGGGAAUGGCAGAGGAGCUGCAGGUUUUGCCGUUGGGAAAGCCACUGAACGGUUGGACGCUUUCAGAAAAGCAAAGAACAGAGCAGUUCACUAUUUGCACUAUAUAGAACGAUAUGAAGACCAUACAAUAUUCCAUGAUAUCUCCUUGACAUUUAAAAGAACACAUAUCAAGAUGAAGAAGCAACCCAGAGGUUAUGGACUCCACUGUCAUCGGGCCAUCAUCACCAUUUGCCGUCUCAUUGGCAUCAAAGACAUGUAUGCCAAGGUCUCGGGGUCCCUCAACAUGCUCAACCUCACCAGGGGACUCUUCCAUGGGCUCUCUCGCCAGGAAACCCACCAGCAGCUGGCUGACAAGAAGAGUCUCCAUGUUGUGGAGUUCCGGGAGGAAUGCGGCCCUCUGCCCAUUGUGGUCGCCUCGCCCCAGGGGGCCUUGAGAAAAGAUCCGGAGCCAGAAGAUGAGGUUCUGGACAUCAAACUGGACUGGGAGGAGGUGAGAGCAGCCCAGGGAAUGAAGCGCUCUGUGUGGUCGCAUUUAAAGAGAGCUGCCACCUGAGCUUCCCCCGGCCUCACCAGCCACAGUGUAAGUCAGGUCAGCUGGAGGAGACUCACUCUUAACCCUGAAUGAAAAACAAGGGUUUUUUUGUUGUUUUUAAGGAAGGACCAACCCUAACUUCUUUAUUUGCCAAUAAUAAAUAAUUACAGUUUUA
Molecule: messenger RNA, 1576 nt
Organism: Pteronotus mesoamericanus
Lineage: Eukaryota; Metazoa; Chordata; Mammalia; Chiroptera; Mormoopidae
Gene: MRPS5
Product: mitochondrial ribosomal protein S5
Exons: 12
Coding region: 367-1422 (351 amino acids)
Biological process (GO): translation
Cellular component (GO): ribosome
Molecular function (GO): RNA binding; structural constituent of ribosome
Source: RefSeq, a predicted model, not a curated record